Messenger RNA from Nasonia vitripennis (jewel wasp), 1409 nucleotides. RefSeq lists its product as uncharacterized. The transcript is spliced from 7 exons. Lineage: Eukaryota; Metazoa; Arthropoda; Insecta; Hymenoptera; Pteromalidae. The record is from RefSeq and is a predicted model, not a curated record. The coding region runs from base 138 to 1001 and encodes 287 amino acids.
CGACGAAGCCGAAAAUCGCCAGUUCGAUAUCGCCGAUCAGACAGUCGAGUCGUGCCUUAACUUAACUUAUAAGACUGAAGAAAGUCGUAGAAUUCACUGUUCAUCGCGCUAAAAAGUUGAUUUACUUCAAACGCGAAAUGUCGUUGCCCGAAACGACGAAGCACAACGAGGGAUGGGCGGAAAAUUACAGCAGUGACAUUAUCCAAGAGAGACCGAGCCAACAGCAAGAGGCAACUGUUGCUGAGGCAGAAGAGAGCUUCGAGGAAUAUGAGACGCGAGUGAAGCAGAUGAGCAAGAAAAUUAAAAAAUUAGAGGCGCAAUUGCAGGAAUGCUCUUAUCAAAAGGAUAUACUACUUGAAAAAUAUAGGAAAUUUUUCGAACAGCAAGAUCAGAUAAAUAGAAACUUCCAAAGAUAUAUUAAUAGUAUGGAAUUCACAACGCCAUUAAACGGUCGCAUCAAUCACAUUGUCUUUGCGCCUGAUCCAAAUCAAUGCAGGCUCCCACCGACUGUAAAUAAUAAUACAAAGGGACCGAAAACAAUGUCGCAUGGUCCAUCGACACGACGAUCAUCUCAUCAAGCUGAAAGUUCAUCAUAUUAUUCCCAAUAUCAAACCGUUGCGUAUUAUCCAUCACAAGUCUUCGCACAGGCUCCCGAACCCGUAGCUGCUCCUGUCAAUGGAUUUGGCGAUACCCGAAGUGCCAUUUGGACUAAUCCUCCGACGACUCAUCAAAUGUCUCAACCCACCACUUCUUACUACCAUGGACCACCUUACGCUCAAAAUAACCCUGGACCUUUAUCGCAACCGCUGGCAAUUGUAACUGACCAAAGCCAACUUGGUGGCUACCAGACCUAUAUGGCACUUGCUCCGUUGCCCCCUCAAAUCCAGACAAAUUCCGCGGUACAACAGUUUCCUGGACCCGUGGCUUACUAUUAUGAACCAACUGUCGCUCAAAAUAGGGCCCCCAAUAUCGAAUGUCAGCAUCAUCAUGGAUCUUCCUAGUAUUGACAGAGCUCCCCAGCCAACGCAAGAAUCGAAUCCAUCAGCUCAGCUGCCACCUACACAAGAGCUGAAUCAGCAACGAACGAUAUUCAUCGAAGAGAUGAUCGCUCAAGAGAUUCAAAACGAAAUAUAAGAACGUCAACAUAUGUAAAUAUGUGAAUUUUUAACGAUUUUUUAAAUCUGAGGUGUUGUACUUAUCGUUACCAUUCAAUUUUUUAAACUAACUUAACUCCUGUCAAUUGUUAUCUCAACGGUUUUGUCAAACUCUUCAAAUUGAAGAGCGCAAUGUCUAUUCUGUUUGUUUUGAUCGUUUAAGCGACAGUUGUGCAAUUUGCUUUGUACUGAAUGCCGAAUGUAAAAUAGUACUACAAACUACAAUAAAUUAUUGCACAGACUUUUUUACACGAA